UUGUGCACGUUUCAACAUGACUGUACGUGAUUGUCAUCCUACCUGCUUCUGUUCCGCCGUCACGUCGGCUGCCGAGCGACAGAUGAGUUUGGAGGAUCGUCUGCGGACAUUCGACACCUGGCCGUUGUCGUACAUUUCACCACAGUCUCUUGCGGAAGCCGGAUUCAUAUACACUCAUGAAGGAGACGAAGUGAAGUGUGUGCUAUGCGGUAUGGUCCAUUUUAAUUGGAUGAUCGGGGACCAGCCCAAGUUCGAGCACCGGCGAAUCAGUCCUGAAUGCGCAUACGCGGCUAUGGUGGCGGAUGAUGAGGUGUACGUUCCCGCCAUGAAAGAGUAUCGCGACCGUUUCGCUACGUAUGCAAAGUGGCCGAGGCAAGUCAUCAGCCAACGCCCCAUGGAUAUGGCCAAUGCCGGGUUCUUUUUCAUGGAGGAAAUGUGGGACCAGGUCCAGUGCUUUUGCUGUGGCCGCAAACUGGCACAGUGGACACGUGAUGAUGACCCGUGGAUCGAACACGCCAAGUACGAACCUCGUUGCACAUAUUUACUCGAGAAGAAAGGCUUGCGUUUUGUUCAAGAAGUUCGACGGUUUCACGAUAUGGACAAACUGAAGUGGGCUGGCAGUUUGCGAAAGAACCGAAUGGAUUUUCUGGUGGCGUUUGAUAUGGAACAGGGAGUGCACUACACGUAUCUGAUAAAGGCCGUUCAACGAUACCGUCGCUUUUUUCGCAUCAAGGACCUCGUGAAAGCGGCGAACACCAUCAGAGCCCGAAUCAACGAAGUACGAAUGGAUGAAAACUGUCAGCUGGAAAAAGAAUGCAGUGUGUCUUAA
Molecule: messenger RNA, 829 nt
Organism: Paramacrobiotus metropolitanus
Lineage: Eukaryota; Metazoa; Tardigrada; Eutardigrada; Parachela; Macrobiotidae
Product: putative inhibitor of apoptosis
Exons: 2
Coding region: 17-829 (270 amino acids)
Cellular component (GO): cytoplasm; nucleus
Source: RefSeq, a predicted model, not a curated record